AUGCAGAACAACCCCCAGGAGCUUUCAUGGCAGGCGAUUCAAGCUAUUGUGGGGGUUAAACUUCCACCAAACGUGUUGCGUUUUGAUGAUAUUGGAUUCCACUUAGUCAAUAAUACGGUUUCAAGUGCUGAAGAUUCAGAUUCGGACGUAGAAAUCGUCGAAAAUGGCUGGGAGUCUGACAACAACGUAUCUUCCAAACCUGAAAAUUCAGAUAACGAAAAAACGUCACCGGACAGAGAUCGAAGCGAGUCGCCUGUUUUGCGUCUCGUAGAACCCGACAAUAACAACUCAAGUAAAGAGUUAUUAGACUAUAGAGACUAUUUAGUUAAAAUGGAUACCAAAGAUAUAACUGAUAAUGAAAAUGAUCAAGUCCCGCCAAAUCACAAUGAUGAUGCUGAUAGUUCUAAUGGGAAUGUUAUGUCAAUCGAAAACUAUUUGGAGGUGACACUAUCUACAGAUUCAGAGGCUAGUCAUAUUUGUAGCCAAUGUAACCAAAUGUUUACCAGUGAGCAACUGCUAACUUCACAUCAGUGUAGUGCUAAACCCACCGAAGAAAAGAAAUAUCCCUGUCAUGUGUGUUCAGAGAAAUUUCCUAGCUACUGGGAACUCAGAAAGCAUAUAAACAGUCAUUUCCCUGGUAUGCUAGACUCUAAAUCAAGUUUUUGUCAUCUUUGCCAAAAAGACUACACUAAAACAGGAUUUAUGAAUCAUUUACGGAAACACACAGGAGAACGUCCUUUUGUUUGUGAACUUUGUCAUAAAGCCUUUUCCCAGUCCAGUUCAUUGUCAAUUCAUAUGAAGUUUCAUUUGAAUGUUCGUAAACAUGCCUGCACAGUUUGUGAGAAAAAGUUUGUAACUAAGAGUGAAUUGUCAAGGCACAUGACUGUUCACACAAAACAAAAGUCAUACUACUGUGGUGUUUGUGAAAAAGCUUUCACACGGUCUGAUAAUAUGAAGAAACAUGAGAAAACACAUGGA
Brenthis ino (lesser marbled fritillary) is the source of this 978-nucleotide messenger RNA. Lineage: Eukaryota; Metazoa; Arthropoda; Insecta; Lepidoptera; Nymphalidae. The record is from the annotation of a GenBank genome assembly.